This is a messenger RNA of Ostreococcus tauri, 1479 nucleotides long. Its product is annotated as Helicase, C-terminal. The transcript has a single exon. Gene Ontology annotation, molecular function: RNA binding; ATP binding; RNA helicase activity. The record is from RefSeq and is a predicted model, not a curated record. Bases 1 to 1479 code for a protein of 492 amino acids. Lineage: Eukaryota; Viridiplantae; Chlorophyta; Mamiellophyceae; Mamiellales; Bathycoccaceae. Gene Ontology annotation, biological process: poly(A)+ mRNA export from nucleus. Gene Ontology annotation, cellular component: nucleus; cytoplasmic stress granule.
AUGUCCGCGCCCUGGGCCUCGGACGAGACCACGGAUUUACCCCCGCCCCCGCCCGGGUUCGAAGACGUCCGCGCGGGCGCGCACGGCGACGCCGUGGACGCGAUCGCGGAUUCACUGCGACGAACCACCGACGUGGGCGCGCGCGCUGGGGUGGUCGACGCCCCGGAUCUCGCGCUCAAGAGCGAUGGCUUGCGGGAAGAACACGCGGGGGAGGUGCGGAAGACGAUCGUCGAUCCGUCCACGCCGUACUCGAGCGCGAAGACGUUCGAGGAUCUGGGCCUGAGCGCGGAGCUCCUGCGGGGGUUGUACGGGGAGAUGAAGUUUGAAAAGCCGUCGAAGAUUCAGGCGGAGACGCUGCCGUUGAUCCUGAUGCCGCCGCAUAGGAAUUUGAUCGCGCAGGCGCAUAACGGGAGUGGGAAGACGACGUGCUUUACGUUGGGGAUGCUGAGCCGGAUUGAUCCGGCGGUGAAGACGCCGCAGGGGUUGAUGAUUUGCCCGACGCGCGAGCUGGUGGUGCAAAACGUGAGCGUGAUGGAACGCAUGGGGAAGUACACCGGGAUAACGAUCGCGAGCACGGCGGAUCCGAAGUGGGAUAACACGAAUCGUAACAAGAUUGUGGAUCAGGCGGUGAUCGGGACGCCGGGGAAAAUUUUGCGCUGGAUGCGAGAGCGACAACUGGCGUGUAACAACAUGAAGAUCCUCGUCUUCGACGAAGCGGAUCACAUGAUGGCCACCGAUGGGCAUCGCGUUGAUAGCACGAAGAUCUUGAAGCAUCUUUCCAUGAGCGCCAAGGCGUGGCAGGUCUUGCUCUUUAGCGCCACGUUUAACGAGGCGGUGAAGAGCUUUGCGACGAAAGUCGUGCCCAACGCAAACCAAAUCUUCAUCCCGGCCACCGAGCUUUCGCUCGAUGUCAUCAAGCAGCAUCGCGUCGUGGUGAACUCCGUGGACGCCAAAGACGUGUUGCUCAAGGAGAAGAUCUUCCCGUUGUGCGAUAAGAUUGGUCAAACCAUCAUUUUCGUUCGCACGCGCGAGGGCGCGCGCAGACUCCACGCGUCGAUGAACGCAAGCGGAUACAAGUGCACUGUCAUCGAGGGACAGAUGGAACAUAGCGAUCGCGACCGAGUCGUGAAAGAGUUCCGUGACGGCUUGACCAAAAUUCUCAUCGCCACCGACGUGCUCUCCAGAGGUUUGGACGUGAGCACGGUGACGCUCGUGAUCAACUACGACAUGCCCGUGGAGUUCCAUAACCCGCGCUCGCCAAAUUACGAGACAUACCUUCACCGCAUCGGUCGCAGCGGGCGCUUCGGUAAAAAGGGCGCAGCGUUCAACCUCAUCCUGGGCGACUCUGAACGCGCGAUUUGCGAUCAGAUUGAGUUACACUUCAAUCACAAGAUUCCCGAGGUGCACUUCAACGACGACGUGACAUUUGAAAAAGUGUUGGAAGACGCCGGCCUGAUGUCCAAGGAAGAGGCUCUUUAG